Messenger RNA from Anastrepha obliqua, 3169 nucleotides. RefSeq names its product NADPH--cytochrome P450 reductase (gene Cpr). The transcript has 9 exons. Lineage: Eukaryota; Metazoa; Arthropoda; Insecta; Diptera; Tephritidae. The coding region runs from base 538 to 2556 and encodes 672 amino acids. The record is from RefSeq and is a predicted model, not a curated record. Gene Ontology annotation, molecular function: FMN binding; flavin adenine dinucleotide binding; NADPH-hemoprotein reductase activity. Gene Ontology annotation, biological process: response to hormone. Gene Ontology annotation, cellular component: cytosol.
GGCUUCAGUCAUUCAUUCGGUUCCACGCUGGAACGACGUACACCUGCUGCUCGUCUGGUCUGGUCAUUCGUGAUCGUAUUUCGUGCACAAAAUCUGUGAUUGUAUUUGUGAGAUUGUGUGUUAUAAUAGUCGUUUUAUUCAGUUUUUCUUAGUUUUUGGUACCUAAUACGUGCGUACUCAAAAUACAUUACAUUUUUUAUUAAGUAUUUAGAUUUCGGUACAUCGGGCUUUAAUUGUUCGUUCCCUAAAAUAUUUAAAUAUUAAAUUUAAGAGGUAGUAAUACAAUAAAAUCAUUUAUAUAUAAAUUAAGCCUAUCCUUCGGCGAAGUUAGUAGGUGAAAAGUAUUGGAUAAACCGACCAAACAAGUCUGCCUGUCUCACUCAGUUCAAACCAUUACUUACAUACGUUUUAAAAGAGAGGCAGAGAUAAAACGUUGCUGUGUCGUUGGAGAACUCAUAACUAAAUCACACAAUAUUAUUGCAUUUUUUUUUAAAUAAUUGCACAUUAUAAAUAAAAGUGGAGCAAAAAGUAGACAAAAUGUCAGCUGAGAAAAUCGAAGAAAUCCCCGCUGGUGAUGAACCAUUCUUGGGCAUAUUGGAUAUUGCCUUGCUGCUGGCAUUAAUUGGAGGCGCGACAUGGUACUUUAUGCGCAGCCGCAAGAAGGAAGAGGAGCCUGUUCGUUCUUACUCAAUACAGCCCACAACAGUAAGCACCGCUACUUCAUCCGAAAAUUCUUUUAUCAAGAAAUUGAAAGCUUCCGGCCGCAGUUUAGUUGUCUUUUAUGGUUCUCAGACAGGCACUGGUGAGGAGUUUGCAGGCCGUCUGGCGAAAGAGGGCUUACGUUAUCGCCUGAAGGGUAUGGUAGCGGAUCCGGAAGAAUGUGAUAUGGAAGAGCUUUUGCAAUUGAAAGACAUUCCUAAUUCGCUAGCUGUAUUCUGUUUGGCUACAUAUGGUGAAGGCGAUCCCACAGAUAAUGCAAUGGAAUUCUAUGAAUGGCUUUUAAACGGUGAUGCUGAUUUAAAUGGCUUGAAUUAUGCGGUAUUCGGACUUGGCAACAAAACCUAUGAGCAUUACAACAAAAUGGCAAUUUAUGUAGAUCAGCGGUUGGAAGAGCUGGGUGCUACACGUGUCUUCGAAUUGGGACUUGGUGAUGACGAUGCGAACAUUGAAGAUGACUUUAUAACUUGGAAGGACCGUUUUUGGCCUGCAGUUUGCGACUUUUUCGGCAUUGAAGGCGGUGGGGAAGAAGUGCUUAUGCGUCAAUAUCGUCUUCUGGAACAACCCAAUGUACAACCCGAUCGUGUAUAUAGUGGUGAGAUUGCCCGUUUACACUCCUUAGAAAAUCAACGUCCGCCGUUUGAUGCCAAAAACCCAUUCCUUGCGACCAUCCUUGUCAACCGUGAGUUGCACAAAGGUGGCGAUCGCUCAUGUAUGCAUAUUGAGUUGGACAUUAGUGGAUCUAAAAUGCGAUACGAUGCUGGCGAUCAUGUUGCUAUGUACCCCAUUAAUGAUAGCGAACUGGUAGAAAAGUUAGGCAAACUUUGCAAUGCUGAUCUGAACACUGUAUUCUCGCUGAUCAACACGGACACUGAUAGUAGUAAGAAACAUCCAUUCCCCUGUCCUACUACGUAUCACACGGCUUUGAAACACUACUUGGAAAUUACUGCCAUACCAAGAACGCACAUUCUCAAGGAAUUGGCAGAAUACUGCACUGAUGAGGCCGAUAAAGAAUUUCUUCGUAGUAUGUCUUCCAUAUCUCCUGAAGGUAAAGAAAAGUAUCAGAGUUGGAUACAGGAUGCUUGUAGAAAUAUUGUGCACAUCUUGGAGGAUAUUAAGUCAUGCAGACCACCUAUAGAUCAUAUAUGCGAAUUGUUGCCUCGCUUACAACCACGUUAUUACUCUAUAUCGUCGUCUUCUAAGUUGAAUCCAAAUCACGUACAUGUCACUGCCGUUUUAGUGCAAUACAAAACACCAACUGGACGCGUAAAUAAUGGUGUGGCAACAACUUAUUUGAAAAAUAAGAAACCUGGCAGCGAGGAUGUACGAGUACCAGUUUUCAUACGUAGGUCACAAUUCAGACUACCAACGAAAACAGAAAUACCAGUUAUUAUGGUUGGACCAGGCACUGGGUUUGCUCCAUUUCGCGGAUUUCUUCAAGAGCGCCAAUUCUUGCGCGAUGAAGGCAAAACAGUUGGCGAAUCAAUUUUAUACUUUGGCUGCAGAAAGAAAAGCGAAGACUUCAUUUAUGAGGAGGAACUUGAGGAGUUCGUAAAGAAGGGAACACUAACCCUCAAGACCGCUUUCUCACGUGAUCAAAAUGAGAAAAUUUAUGUGACCCAUUUGAUCGAAAAGGAUGCUGAUUUGAUUUGGAACGUGAUAGGAGAGAAUAAAGGGCACUUUUAUAUUUGCGGUGAUGCCAAAAAUAUGGCUGUCGAUGUUAGAAAUAUUUUAGUCAAAAUUCUUGUGGCCAAGGGUAACAUGAGAGAAGCUGAUGCUGUGCAAUAUAUUAAGAAAAUGGAAGCCCAGAAACGUUAUUCCGCUGAUGUCUGGAGCUAGAAAUGCUGAAAUACAACAUCUUUACAAAAAUCAGCAACUAAAAAGCCUUUAAAAAUUCCUCAUUAAGUAGAAAAAUGUGUUAUGGCGUCAACCUGUGCACCGUACGUGAAUGAGACCCAGAUUUAAAAAAUUAAAAUAAAAAAUGUAUUUAAAAGAAACAAUAUUUCAAUCGGAAGGCAUCACAUUCCUCCGUCUACAUCAUCUCCUGUAUAUGCCUUAUCUGUGCGAAUGCUCAUUAUUUCUCGGCUAUUAUUUUAGUUAUUUGGCUAUAAUGUAAAUUAAAAACUUGGUCUAGUUAAGAGAAGUUUUCAAACAAUAUUAAGGGUUUUGGAGUCUUGCACAUAAGAAAUUUACAAAGAAAAUUCAACACUACAUGUAAGAUGAUCUAAUUUUUUAGAAACAUCUCGAUUUUAAGCGUAAUAAGUAAGUAGUGACCUACGUUGAUAAAUAAAUGUACGUGAACAAAUAUUAGGUACGUAUUUAUUUUGCAUACUGGUGUGACAUUUUUUAGUAACCAAUGUGCAAUUUAUGAAGAAAGUCAAUAAACAAAAUUUUAUUUUUUAUUUAAUAACUAAAUAAUUUUACAUUUUGUAAAUAAACUUUUAAGAACUUA